This is a messenger RNA of Carassius carassius (crucian carp), 2274 nucleotides long. It is a transcript of the gene dbr1, whose product is annotated as debranching RNA lariats 1. The record is from RefSeq and is a predicted model, not a curated record. The coding region runs from base 171 to 1868 and encodes 565 amino acids. NCBI's taxonomy places the organism in Eukaryota, Metazoa, Chordata, Actinopteri, Cypriniformes, Cyprinidae. Gene Ontology annotation, biological process: mRNA splicing, via spliceosome. Gene Ontology annotation, cellular component: nucleus. Gene Ontology annotation, molecular function: RNA lariat debranching enzyme activity. The transcript has 8 exons.
CAGUUCUGCGCAUGUGCAGAGUAGCAUGUGAGUUCAAGGAGGCAAAAGCAUAGACUGCUAGAAGCGGCUGCUAGAAGAAUUAUGUCAAAUAUGUAAAGAUUGAUCAUUUGUGCUAUGGGUAACUCGAUUUGUCGUCUUUAAGCGUAAGGCUGUUGAUCAGAGAUAUAAGGAUGAAGGUGGCAGUAGAAGGCUGUUGUCACGGAGAGCUGGAUAAGAUCUAUGAGAGCAUCAGUUACCUGGAGAAUAAAGAAGGUGUGAAGGUGGAUCUGCUGCUGUGCUGCGGAGACUUCCAGGCGGUCAGAAAUGAAGGAGACAUGAAGUGCAUGGCGGUGCCUGCCAAGUACAGACACAUGCAAACCUUCUACAAGUACUACUCUGGUGAGAAAAAGGCUCCUGUCCUGACGAUUUUCAUUGGCGGAAACCAUGAGGCGUCAAACCAUCUGCAGGAGCUUCCGUAUGGAGGCUGGGUGGCUCCCAACAUCUAUUACCUGGGUUAUGCUGGGAUUGUUCGCUUUAAAGGUGUACGGAUUGGAGGUCUUUCGGGAAUAUUUAAAUCCCACGAUUACAAGAAAGGACACUUUGAGUUCCCACCAUACAGCCCAGAAUCUUUGCGCAGCGUGUACCACAUAAGAAACAUUGAUGUCUUCAAACUUAAACAGAUCAAGAUGCCCAUAGACAUCUUCAUGACCCAUGAUUGGCCACGAGGCAUUUAUUACUAUGGCAACACAAACCAGCUUCUGCGCCAGAAGAAGUUCCUCAGACAGGAAGUAGAGAGCGGCACCUUGGGCAGCCCUGCUGCUGCAGAGCUUCUGGACCACCUGCAGCCCACAUACUGGUUUUCAGCUCACCUGCACGUGAAGUUCGCUGCACUGAUGCAGCACGAGGCUGAGAAAAAUGCUGCCCCAAAGAUCACCAAGUUUCUUUCACUUGACAAGUGUCUUCCACAUAGAGACUUUCUUCAGAUUGUGGAGGUAGCAGACCGACCGGGCUCCUCUGAGCACCUUGAGUAUGAUCCAGAAUGGCUGGCCAUCUUGAAAGCGACAGACAGCCUUCAGAAACCAUCCUGCAAUUUCUGGAACCCACCACAAGACAAUGGACUACACACCAGGUGGGAUUUCAGUGCAUCAGAAGAAGCUAUGAUGGAGGUCAUGAGUGAUUUGAGCGGUGACCUUUGCAUCCCUGAAAAUUUCAGCCUGACGGUGCCCGCUUAUGACCCCAGCUGCCCACAGCCCAAUGCCCACCCGGUCUACUCCACCAACCCCCAAACCACAGAGCUGUGUGCCACCCUCGGUCUGACAGACAUCUACAUCCUGGCUGGGCAGGCUUACGGAGAGGAGGGCGCCACAGGUGCAAAUGAAGAAGAGGAGGACGGGGACAGCACAGGGAGUGUAGACGAACCCAGUGAGUACCCCACUGACACCUCUGGCCUCUCCAGCUCCUAUAAUCCUGAUGAAAUCACCAUUGAGGACGAAUGGGAGGAGGAAGAGGAUGAGGGAGUAGAAUGUACCGAGGGGAAAGGGACAGAUGCAGUGGUUCCAGAAGGGCAAGUAGGGAGCCAGGACAGCGAGCGAGACAGCAGUCCCCAGCGAGAGAUGGCCAAUAGACUGAUCUUACCUCCCCCAUGUUCCGCACCAGAAUCAGAGGCUCCACUACGCUCCUUGCGGCCGCUUUCUCUUCCCCCUCCUUCAGCAUCCCUCUCUCAGGGCAGCUCAGAAGAGGAGGGGGGCCUUACACCAGCCAGGAUCCCCAAACGCACCAGCGGGGAGACGACUCAGGGGUCAGCAAGUCAUACAGGUGGCACACCUCAAAUCAAACGGAGAAACCAGAGUAUCUACACAGCAGUAGAAGAUGAAGAGAAUGAGGGCUAGAUAAAUGCAAUUAUAUUUUUUGAUCAGCAAAGUAAUACCAAGUAUGAUCUGCUGGAUAGUUUGAGUCUGAGGAGUUGAAAGAGUACCUAUACUGAUUUAAUCUGCUUGGUAAUUAUUGUUUUUAAAGAGCAGGGUUUUUUAUAAUUGUGAGGAAUUAAAGGAAAACUGUUUUAAAACAUGUCGAUUUUUGGGGGGCAUGUAACACCACAACCAUGAAUUUUUAUCUUGCAUUUGUCAUUUAUUUUCCUUUGUGAUGGGUUUUAAUGAUCUGUUUCUUUCUAUCUUUCAGCCAAAUAUAUCACAUCACACUCAUUAGUUUACUCUGUCUGGACUGUUAUUUUACUAGCUUUGUGUCGAUUGACUUGGCUUUACCAUUCUAUUGUAAAUACAUCAAGUCUAUACAAUA